This is a messenger RNA of Dicentrarchus labrax (European seabass), 2963 nucleotides long. Its product is annotated as arrestin domain-containing protein 3. The coding region runs from base 1024 to 1935 and encodes 303 amino acids. Gene Ontology annotation, cellular component: plasma membrane; cytoplasm. NCBI's taxonomy places the organism in Eukaryota, Metazoa, Chordata, Actinopteri, Moronidae. Gene Ontology annotation, biological process: protein transport. The transcript is spliced from 7 exons. The record is from RefSeq and is a predicted model, not a curated record.
GCGCACAAGUUUCCACGAUAGAGGCUCUCCGAUAUCAACGGCAUGCUGAUAUAUGUCACUUAAACAAACAAACAAACAAACAAACAAAACCAGGAAACAAAUCAGUUUUAAUAUGGAAAGCGGGGUGCAGUGUGGGGGAUGAUGUUGGCUUUUGGCAAAAUUACAAACAAAACAAAACAGUUUGCAGCGCUUUUGACAAACUUCCACGCACGUUCAAAACAACAAACAGCCUCUAAGAAAGCAUUUUACCUUAUUGACUCUUUUUUGUUUGUUUGUUUAUUCACAAUGUGUACAGGUAACACAAUAAUGUGACCAUGUUGAAGGGUUAACUAGAAGAGCUCACACAGACUGCAGCUCCCCGCCAGGUGUGUCCAGGUGAUCACAGAUCAACAAUAAGAGAACAGAACACCUGCAGGGACAGUGUGUAAUGUAACCAAUGAAUAUACUCUGUCUGUAAUGCAUGCCUGGCAUUGUUGACUCCUACUACAGUGAGAUCAGUCCGGUUUCUUCAGACUCCUCACGUCCUGAUAUUAUCACAGUAACCAAUUCUUCUGGGGGAGUAAGAACCAUUGUGCAAUAUCCGAACACGCCCCCUUUUUUCUGUCUGUGAACGCGCACAGCUUCAGACAUCUUAAUCACCGCCACAGUGCCAAGUGUCACCACCUGUCAUUCAACCAGUGUGUUUACCUGGACCUUCCUCGAUAACCAGGAGUUAAAUCAGAGCAGGUUAAAGUCCCUCAGGCGGCUCGGCUCGACGUCGUGCAGAACAGAUGACGCACCACGUUGGCACGCUAUGAUUGGCUGCCCGUCGGAAGGCGCGUGAACGUGUUUACGUGGCAGGUCGCCAGCUUUUGCUUGUGCCAGUGUUUGUAGAGAGGGACAUCUAAAGAAAUACACGUAAUCAGAUGAUUUAUAGAAAAAAAGACGUAAUCAGAUUACAGUUAUAUGUAGUUAAAAAUGUGGAUUAUUCAGAAGGAUUUAAAUUUUUUUCUUUAAAAAUGCAGAGCAGAGGAAACGUUUUUGAUGCUAAACAUGUUUUUCCAUUUCCAUUUCCACCUUUUCAAAGGAGAUGACAACCAAACACUACUGACAAGCCAGAAUGGAGAAACAUACAGCAGUGUCGUUGCCCCAGGAUGCCAUGUUUACCCAUUCAACUUUCAGAUCCCGUUCCAGAGUAUGCCCUCCUCCUUCACGGGUUCUGUUGGUAAAAUCGUGUACUCACUGGAGGCCAGGCUGAGCAGAUCAAUGAGGAUCGACAAGAAAGAUUCAACGAAGAUCAACUUUGUGACGAAAGCAGACCUGAGCUGUGACACUGGGCUAAUGACACCACAGCACGAGUCUAAGGAUAAGAAAAUGAAAGUCUUCACCUCAGGAACAGUAGCCAUGGAUGUGAAUCUUGAAAAAACAGGCUUCUUCCAAGGAGAGGAUUUAAAAAUUCUGGCCUGCAUUGAGAACAACUCGUCCCGUGAGAUCAAGCCCAAGUACUGUGUGUACAGAAAGCACAGCUUCUUUGCAAGAGGGAAGAGAAGAGUCCACACUAAAGACCUCUUAAAGGAAGUGGGAGAGACCAUCCCUCCUUCUGCUAAUGAAAAAGUCACAAGAGUCAUCACCAUCCCCCAUGAUAUGGAGCCCUCCAUCCACAACUGCAACAUCAUCAAAGCGGAGUACAGACUCAGGGUCUACCUCGAUGUCAAAUAUGCUUCAGACCCAGAAAUCAAAUUUCCCAUAGUCAUCCUGCCGGCCACUCAGGUUCCUGGUAUGGCACCACCACCUGCUGCUUCUGACUUUGGAUUUGAACCAUUUGGGAACACAAACCCACCAGCAUGGGGCGUACCACUGCAACCACCAACAGCACCUCAACCUUUGGAUGCCCCACCUCCUUAUGGAGCAUAUGGAAUGUACCCUCCUUUGACAGAUUUUGGCAAAAAAUAUUAGUGACAGGCCUGUGAGGAUAGCUGGACAGACACUUGGCUAUCCUGGGUUUUGUUUUUUAUGCAUCUGUAUUUUUUUGGUUACAGCUACAAUAUUUAAUUGAAAAAGCAAGGUUUUUGUUAUCGAACCCUCUGGUCAGAGUAAAACCACCACUAUAUAUGCCCUGUGUUACAUAGUUACUUUGUCCUGUAUACAGGGUAGUGUUAGUGUUAUGUAUUGGACAGUAGUCAGUAGUAUAUUUUCCAGUGUUGACAUAUCACCAGUGUCGGUGCAAGAAACAUGUUUGUUUUGCUGUGUUUUUUUCUGAUCCUUGUAUGAGUUCAGGGACCUGUGUCUUCAUCCCUCCUAAGUUGUAGGAUUUUGCCCUGUUUGUGAUUCUGUGAGGCUCAGAUUAACUUAGGGAGAAAGAAGGCCACAGGAUUUUUUUUUUAAUGUGGCCAAUAUCAAAUUCCAGUUUGAAGAGACCCACUUGACAAAUGUCACUCUAGAAUGAUGUAAAAGUCACAUACAUUUUGAUAUUCAUAUUGCAAGAGUGGCUCAAAUCAGAAUUGAAAAGAUCAGAUUCCAUGUGAUUUGUGCUGUUCACACUGUCAUUAAAAAGACCUGAGUGUGUUUCUAAAGUCUGAACGAAUAACCUUGGUGAUGUCAUUGUUGGUUAACCGUUCUCUGCUCUGUUUUCACUGAACUCUUCUGUGGCCUUAGAAUAUACCUCAAACCGUGUACAGCCUCUUUUUUAAGUGUCUGAUAAUUCAGUACUUGCUCUUGUUUUGUCUUCUGACUGUGUGAGUACAUAGAGGAAAUGUUGAACUGGUAAACAUUGUAGUUUAAACCGGUUUGUAGUUGCAUGCUGAAAGAACUAGCAGUAGGUAAAAGUCACACUCACAUUUUCCAUCUAUGGUUUAAAGCAACAGAAAACGUCUAGUUUCUUUUUAUUUGUGUUAAGAAUGAUUUUCAAAAGAAUGAACAUGGCACAAACUCUGUAAACAUGAAAUGCUUUGGAAAUAAACCACAUCCUUGCUUUUGCCCAGAAA